Molecule: messenger RNA, 486 nt
Organism: Prunus armeniaca (apricot)
Lineage: Eukaryota; Viridiplantae; Streptophyta; Magnoliopsida; Rosales; Rosaceae
Source: the annotation of a GenBank genome assembly
AUGGCUACUGCGAGAGCCUCAGUUCUAGCUCUCCACCCAGUGCGCAAUGCGCCCCGCAACUCACCCACGGCUGCCUCCAAACCUGCGCCGCCACGUGGACUCGCAUUACCCGGUCGGAGACAGCUGGCGCUGUCGCUGACUUGGACGGCGGCGCUGUCGGCUGUGGCGGUGGAGGCGAAGGCGGAAGACAUCGGGCUGUUUGGGCUGAAGAGGAAGCUGAAGGAGGCGGAGAGGGGGGCGGAGGUGAUAGUGAAGGAAGGGUUUGAGGCGGCGGAGAAGGGCAUCGAAACGGCGGAGAAGGGGCUCGAAACGGCGGAGAAGGGGCUCGAAACAGCAGAGCGAGGGAUCGAAACGGCGGAGAAAGGGGUGGAGGCGGCGGUGAGCUUUGGCGGGCUAGCGCAGGCUGGAGCGGUGGCGGGAGCGGAGGUUGUGGGGAUUUUGGUGGCGACUUCGGUCGUGAAUGGGAUUUUGGGGCCAGAGAGUUAG